AACACACUAAAAAAAAAAGUUUAAGCCAAAAUCUGCAAUCAAAAGAGAGGAAGAUGUGUUGCAACUCCCAUGGCAUUAUCCGUACAAGCGAACCUCGUUUUCCCCUAUUCUCCACCCACCCACCAACAAUUUCUCCAAAUCGUCGUCUAUUUUUUCUUAACUAUCCUUCGAAUUAUGGAGUUUUGAGGACAAAAUUCGUGUCAUUCAAACCUAAAUCGAACCUAAACGAUGUCGUUUCAUAUACCGACACGGAUAAGAGCUUUUACGAUCUUCUGGGUAUACCGGAAACUGGAUCGUUGUUGGAAAUCAAACAAGCGUACAAGCAAUUAGCAAGGAAGUAUCACCCGGAUGUUUCACCUCCGGAUCGGGUUGAAGAGUAUACACAGAGAUUUAUUAGGGUGCAGGAAGCUUAUGAAACGUUAUCGGAUCCUGGAAUGAGAGCUUUGUAUGAUAUAGAUAUGGCUAAAGGACUUCACUUUGGUUUCUCUGCUCGUUCACAUGAGGCGAUGGAGGAGAAAGGUGAGUGGAAAAAUCGUUGGCAGUCUCAGCUAUCAGAGCUCAAGAGACGAAGAACGUACAAGGAAUCCAGUAACAGUAUGUCUUGGGGAGCACGGAUGCGCAAGCAAAGGGACGAUGCAUAAUCUGAAUCAAUAAUAACUAAUACAUCUUAUUUUAUUUUGGAUAUACGGGAAUGUUUUUAGUUUUCUGCUAGUACUAACCAUAUAUGAAUCACCUUAUAGGCAGUGCAUAUUGUACAUAAAGUAUAUGAAUCAAGAAUAUCAUUUCCAG
Messenger RNA from Solanum verrucosum, 789 nucleotides. RefSeq names its product chaperone protein dnaJ 20, chloroplastic-like. The record is from RefSeq and is a predicted model, not a curated record. Gene Ontology annotation, cellular component: chloroplast. The transcript is spliced from 2 exons. The coding region runs from base 54 to 641 and encodes 195 amino acids. Lineage: Eukaryota; Viridiplantae; Streptophyta; Magnoliopsida; Solanales; Solanaceae.